This is a messenger RNA of Homalodisca vitripennis (glassy-winged sharpshooter), 2281 nucleotides long. Its product is annotated as SH2 domain-containing protein 4B-like. NCBI's taxonomy places the organism in Eukaryota, Metazoa, Arthropoda, Insecta, Hemiptera, Cicadellidae. The coding region runs from base 219 to 1502 and encodes 427 amino acids. The transcript has 10 exons. The record is from RefSeq and is a predicted model, not a curated record. Gene Ontology annotation, cellular component: cytoplasm.
ACGGUGUGUUGUGGAGGGGACACCUAGAUCUGCUGGUCUGGUCUGUCUGUCAGUGCGUGCUCUUCAGGCGCUUAGGGUGGACGUGGUUGUCGUAACAGAGUCGUGUCGCGAGUGCCUAUCUUGGAUAUUGCCACCUUCAACGUUGCGGAGUCGUGACUGAAGCACCAGCAAGGAUUGUGCGGCUUGCUCUUCGAGUUUCGCCUAGAAAAUCUGGGAGGAUGUUGAAGCAGAUCCUGCAAGACCUCUGGGUGCACCCUGACAUCCUCGCCGAGCUGGAUGAAAGCCAGAAGCAGACGCUGUUCUGUCGGAUGCGUGAGGAGCAAGUACGCCGCUGGAAGGUGUGGGACCAGGAGGAGCAGAAGAGGCCUCAAAAAAUAACAGAUAGCAAAACCAGUAGAAAACAUGUACAGUUCAUGUUAGAUGCGGAAGGAGAUCCUUGGACUUGGGUUAUGGGAGAACAUCCAGAUGACAAGAGCAUUGAACAGAUAUUGGAGGAGGAGGCUAGGGAGGCUGCCAGGCUUUUAGCUGAGAAGGAGGCACAACAACUAAGAUUAUCAGUUGAGGCAGAGUUGACAGAGCUGUUGGAUAUAAACCAGAAGCAGUUGGCAGCCAUGGAGGCUGCUCAAGGUCCAGAACAUGAAGACAUCUACUGCUCCGUCGCUGAGGUCAAGGACAGAAUAAAGGUUCCGAUUUUGCCUUCCCCAAGAGACGCCCUUCAGGAAAUUUCAUUAAACAAGCCUCACAAAGUAUCACAGAGAGUGGCAAUGUGGGAGAAGAAGGUCAUGGAGGAAAGGACUUCUCAGAUUUUCAAAGGGAUUCAAAAGAAGAAGUUGGAAGCAGCAAAAGAAGCAGAGGAAGCAGAUGAGAAACGAGAACAGUUAUGGAAAGAACAAGAAAAGAAGGCCAAAGAAGCUGAACAAAAGAUACGAGAAAUCGCACGUCUUGCUAGAGAAGAACAUAGAAGAUCUGUUAUGGAUGUGGAAAUGGAUGUUCCCCAGCAGUCUCCUGACAGUCCUACACCACCCAAAGGACUGACAGCGGAGCAGCUUGAAAUUGGAGGGCCCAAACCACCGAGUAAAGAAGCCAUCGUGGAGUGGUUCCGCUCGAGUGAGCUUGCCCGGAGAGCAGGUUUAGAGCCUUACCGCAAUGUUGUUGCUCCUUGGUUCCAUGGUCUGAUAUCAAGACAGGAGGCAGAGUCCCUGCUGAAUCACCAGCCAGUUGGUUGUUUCUUGGUGCGAGUUUCUGAACGAAUCUGGGGCUAUGCCAUCAGCUACCGAGACUCCGACCGUUGCAAGCACUACCUGGUCGAUGCUUCUAAUGGCCACUACCAGUUUCUUGGCACAAACCAGAUCGCACACAACUCCUUAGGGGAACUUAUUAAGUACCACAGCACACAACCUAUUACUGUAUUGGGCGGAGAGCUGCUUGUUCUGCCCUGUGCUAGGCCUGAAACUAUGCCUGCCAUCUGUCAGGGACUGGGCUUGUUGGAACACGUCCGGUGAUAGUCCCACAUCCACUCCUACCUUGCUUCUAGUAUUUAUUGUGAACUGCUGUACAUACUCUUGUAAUUUAAUGAUACACUAAAGUGAUAUAGGUUUAAGUUGUUUGUAUCGAUUGUAAAUACUUUUAAACAUCAGACUUGUUGUGUUGUCUCAGUGCGUGCGAGUUGUGUUAUGUGGGUGCAAAGUGUAAAGUGUGCUUGCAAAGUGGACAUUUACACAUAAAGGCCUGUCAAUUGUCUAGUCCGUUAUGAGUUGGAAUUGGGUUGAUAUACCAACCAAUUUUUUUUACCACACUCUUACUCAGAAUAUAGAGAGUUUUAAAGGUUGAGACAAUGUAAAGUGUCCAACUGCUAUUGACGAUAUGUAAAUUUUGUGUAUUUAGAAAAUAAUUAUCUAAAAUUGAUUGUAGUUACAAUAAAAUAUACAAAAAAUUAUAAAUUAAUUAAAUAAUGUAAAAUUUUUUGAACAAUUUUGUAUUUAAUAGCACUUCAACAGUAGUAUCAAAAAUUUCUCAGAGGAUAACAAACAUGUAAAUAAAUUGUGUCUUUACAUUCAUUAUUUUUAAGACUAUAUUAGUUGUUUUUUAAUUGUAUGUGUUUUCUACAUUGUAUAGCACAUAAUUAUCCUACCAGAUAGUCAUAACCUCAAUGAAUGUGAUUAAAAGAAAAUGUACAUAAUUUACUGAGUCAUAUAAUUAGUUUAGCUGAGUUACUACUUUGUUAUUCUUAUACUACUCUUAUAUAUUUUAUAUCCUAAUUAAAGAGCUGUGCCUUAUUCAA